AUGUUGCCAGGCAUUGCCAGCUUGGUGGAGGAUGUCGUCUUCAACUACGACCCGGCGCAGGUGAAGGACUUCAUGUGGCGGACCACUUUGGCACAGGGAGCCGUGGCGGUGAAGCACCUCCCCACGGUUACCGAGAUGCAGGCCUGGCUAGACAUGACCGAACGGGAAGCCUCGGAGGAAACUGACUUCGGAAGCCGGAGUUAUGGCACCUUCUGCGACGACCGUUCGCGGGAUUUUUGGGAAGGCGACUGGCUGUGGCCAACCAUCGAGACCCUCACCGGUGCCAAAGACUGCGCCAGCGCAAAGCCUUUCUGCGAACGGCGCGACUUACCCCUGAUCCGCAUGGUGUGCCCCGAGACCUGCGGCUGCGUGGACCCGCUGGCCGGGCUCUAUGUGGACAACGGCUGCCGCCAGCUGUGCCUCGAAACGCCUGCCUUUCAGACCGCCCUGGCCAGCGAAAACGAGAUGAUGACCUUCGCUCGGGGUGGUGCCGAGGGGAACUGCAGCUUCCUCCUGUCCCAGGAGUGGAUUGCCCGGACCUUCUGCCAGCACCGCCAGACGCGCCCAGGCACCAUGAUCUGUCCCUCCGCGUGUGGCUGCCCCGGCACCUCGGGCGACCUGCUCUGGUGCCCCAGCUCCUGCCUCUCCGACCCCCCGCCUGCGGAGGGAGGCGCGGGUUUUGGCUUUAGGCUUUAG
Messenger RNA from Symbiodinium natans, 696 nucleotides. Lineage: Eukaryota; Dinophyceae; Suessiales; Symbiodiniaceae. The record is from the annotation of a GenBank genome assembly.